GGCAUUUUUUUGGCAAAUAUUUAUAGCCCAGAUGCAUAAUAAACAGAUCCUAUUUGAUUCUGGUUUCGGAUUUUCGUAUAUAAGCUCGACUAAAUGGGUCGUCUGGCAUUCAGUGUUCUGAGCUGAAACAAUCCAAAUAUACCUCAAAAUGUUCAAGCUGGUCGUGUUCACCGCCCUGCUGGCCCUCGCCGCCGCGAAGCCCAAGCCCAACGCGUUCUACUACGACACACCCCUCGCCUACUCUUCCUGGGAGAGCCCAGCCGUCGCCUACUCUGCCCCAGCGGUCGCCUACUCCGCCCCAGCCGUCCACUACUCCGCUCCAGCCGUCGCCUACUCUGCCCCAGCUCUCGCCUACUCCUCCCCGGCUGUCGCCUACGCUUCCUACGCUCCCUACGAGAGCUACGCCUACGGAGAGUACCCAUCUGCCUACUCCACUUACCUGCUGAAGAAGAAAUGAAUAUAAACAUCUGAACAAGUUUCUCGUCAAAACCGAUCCGAUAUUGUUUAUAAAAUACGAUUCCUACUUUUUUUUACCGCGUCUAUCUUUUCGUCUUACCACUUUGGAAAGAUGUAAUGAUGGACCGGUUUUUUGUUAUCUUACAUUUUUAUGUAACAAAUAAACAAAUCGAAUAAAA
Molecule: messenger RNA, 635 nt
Organism: Plutella xylostella (diamondback moth)
Lineage: Eukaryota; Metazoa; Arthropoda; Insecta; Lepidoptera; Plutellidae
Source: RefSeq, a predicted model, not a curated record